Molecule: messenger RNA, 1040 nt
Organism: Erythranthe guttata (spotted monkey flower)
Lineage: Eukaryota; Viridiplantae; Streptophyta; Magnoliopsida; Lamiales; Phrymaceae
Source: RefSeq, a predicted model, not a curated record
AGCUUCUGGUGGGGUCGGACAGUGGCUCCCUGAGACUGUACGACGUCAGUAAUAACAAGUCAACCGUUGACUUCGAUGACUUUGAGCAGUUGACCUCGGUCCAUGUCAACUCGAGCGAUGACCGGUGUUUGACAAGUGGCUACUCAAAGAAAGUUGCUAUAUACGACAUCACUACCGGGAAACGCUUACAGUUAUUUACAGAAAUGCAUAGUGAACCGAUAAAUGUAGCUAAAUUUUCGAACCAUAGCCCUAAUUUAUUCGUGACGUCAUCGUUUGACCGUGAUGUGAAAAUGUGGGAUUCGAGGCAGAAGCCAUUGAAGCCUUGCUAUACGGUUUCGAGCUCGAGAGGAAUUGUGAUGGUUUUAUUUUCACACGAUGAUCUUUAUUUAUUGGUUUCGGGUGUGGAUAACGAGGUGAAGCAGCUUUUAGCUGUGGACGGGAAAAUUCAGACGGAUUUUGGGAUAGUUUCGAGCGGAAGCGGUCAUAAUUACACGCGUUCUUAUUACAUGAAUGGGAGAGAUUAUAUUAUUAGUGGGAGUUGUGAAGAACCGAUAAUUCGUGUUUGUUGUGCUCAAACGGGAAGGCGGCUUCGAGACAUUUCUUUGGAGGGUAGUGGAAGGGGGAGCUCGAUUUUUGUGCAGUCGUUAAGAAGCGACCCUUUUAGACAUUUCCAUAUGGCUGUGUUGGUAGCUUAUGCUCGACCGAUGUCCAAAUACGAAAUUAUAAAGGUUAACUUACUUUCAUCAAGCCAAUCUGAUGAAGAGUAUCAAGCAGGGUUCAAUAUUUGCAAUUCAUAUGGCAAAGGUGGCUGAUAUUAUAAUGUACAAUAAUAAAUUUCUAUUGAUGUAAAUCGAGUUUUUUUUUACUGUAUAAAACAAGAAACGAAAUAUAUCGAAUCUUCGUUAUUUUUUUUAAAUGUACUAGUGUACUGAAAUAUGAAGUUAGGACCAUAUGAAUAAAUUAAGGAUGUUAUUGAUACAUAUUUCCUAACAUGGGGAAUCAUCACCUGCCAAUGCUAAUCAAGGCAGUCUUUUUGUUGG